This is a messenger RNA of Calypte anna (Anna's hummingbird), 561 nucleotides long. RefSeq names its product sterile alpha motif domain containing 5 (gene SAMD5). The record is from RefSeq and is a predicted model, not a curated record. Bases 1 to 561 code for a protein of 186 amino acids. Gene Ontology annotation, molecular function: protein binding. The transcript has a single exon. Lineage: Eukaryota; Metazoa; Chordata; Aves; Apodiformes; Trochilidae.
AUGUGUACCAACAUAGUCUACGAGUGGCUGAAGACCCUGCAGCUCCCCCAGUACGCGGAGUCCUUCGUCGAUAAUGGCUACGACGACCUGGAGGUCUGCAAGCAGAUCGGAGACCCGGACCUGGAUGCCAUCGGCGUUGCCGUGCCCCACCACCGACGCCGGAUCCACGAAGCCGUGCGGCGGCUGAAAGAGGCGGACGAGACGGCGGCGGGGCUGUACUUCACCCUGGAGCCACAGCCACCGCCUCCCCCGCCUCCGCGGCCGGCAGCCCCUGCCACCGGGCGCUGCCCCCGCCGGCUGACCGGGCAGGAGGAGACCCGACGGGGGGUGGCCCCCCGGAAUCGCCCCGGCGGGAGGCGGGGGGCAGCCAGUGGUGGGGGGCUGGUCGCCUACCCCAAGCUGAAGCUGAAGAUCAUGAUCCGGGACAAGCUCAUCCGCGACGGCAUCAACCUAAGCAAACCCCCCUACUCCAACAAGGUAAGAAGGGCCUUGGCACCUGGUGCUCCAGGAGGGGCGGUGGUGGUAGAUGGACAAGUGCUCCAACAGGCAGCAGUUGAGUAG